CGAAAGCACGCAGACGCAUCUGGACCGGCGUCGAUGACGUAGGGACGUGAGAAAGGCGGCAGACGGAAUCCGGCGGUAGGCUCCAGUCAGUUUCGAUUCCGCUCCGCGUUUAUCCUUCCGUCGUACGGAACGAACGAGUAAGAGAACUCGGGUUUUUGGACACGCGGGAUAGGGAGUACCUGGAUGCUGGAGGAGGUUCUAUCGAUCGUCCGAAAUCGACGAGUGAUAAGCGGGCCCGUUCUUCCCGUCUCUCUGCUCUCGUCGCAAUUUACGGCGUCCCGAGUGUCGUUCUCGAAUAUCCCGCAGAUUGUAACGUCAGGAGAUAGGAGUGUGUUGGGAGCGAUCGUCCAGAGAGUGAUGACAUAUCGGAGCAUCGCGGAGAUCGCGAACCAUCUGUGAACCGGCUUAGAAACCGCGUUUCGAGACAGCGAUGAUCUUCGAGGAUUACGGAUCUAAUCUGUGCAUCUGUGCAUCUUGUGAUUUUUGUAUUUAUAACUGUGUGGCGUUUUUUGCAAAACGCGCGACUGUGUAAUCGUGCGGCAGAGUUAUAUAUGCAAAAGUGUUCAGUGGGAAUAAUCGAGAGCACGACUGACGUCGAGUAGAAUAAGCUACCUCGCUACUGACAGAUUGAUGACUAAUUGGAGGGUCAAGGAUAACAAACAUGAAAUACUUGAAAAUCGCGUUAUUUAUAUUCAAUCUAUCAAUAUGGCUAACUGGCUGCACGGUGCUCGGUAUAGGUGCCUGGUUGCUUUUGGAGCCCAGCAAGGGGCACAUUCUCAAUCUUUUCGUAUCUACGGUCGAGCCGUACGAAACUAUUAAUUACAUGGCUUACAGCCUUCUCUGCCUCGGUGGCAUGGUGCUUAUGGCUGGCUUCGUCGGCUGUCGCGCUGCUCUACGCGGAAAUCAAUGCGUCCUCGCCAUCUACAUGAGCAUGCUGGUCGUGCUUAUCGUCAUGGAAUUGGUGUCGGCGGCCAUUGGUGGGUUGACGACUUUCCAGAUCUUGUCGAAUCUGGAGAAGAGAUUCACCAACAAACUGGCGACGGAGUAUGGUCACGAUAAGACCAGCGAUGUCUCCUUCAGCCAUAGCUUGGACUUUGCGCAGUACAAGUUUAAUUGCUGCGGAAUUCAUGGCGACAAUGAUUAUAAUGGCACAGCUUGGUGGAGGGACGGUCAAAUCUCAGGGACCAGGAGGCAGGUUCCCCUCACAUGUUGUGUUCUCAAAAAUUCUGAGAAUAAGAAUACAGGCAGUCCGAUGAGCGUCGUUUCGAGGGUGUUUCACAAAACUAAUGAGAAACCGUGGCUUCAUCCACUGCCGAAGGAUGAGGCCGCGUGUCAGGAAAUAAAUGAAGAGGGUCACGAUGGAUACAGACACAAAGAGGGCUGCCUUGAAAAAGUCACAAAUUGGCUGCAGUGCGAAAGUUUAACAUUGGUGUUUCUCGAUAUGGCAAUGGCAGGAAUACAGACAUUCGGAAUAAUAACGUCCGCCUUCCUCUGUCGAAUGAUAAGGGAUAUGCAGGAUGAAUGAUCCAUAGUGCGUAGUCUCAAUGAGGUGAAAAGAAUGUCGUGGCACGCUCAUUCUUCUCAUUGAGAAAGAGGAAACAUUUUCAUUUUCAUAUCUUCGUGUACUAUCAUCCGUGAAUAUUUUCGAUAUCUGUUUCGAGUUAUGUGAAUCAACGGCAAUGAUGUGAAAAAACUUGCAGAACUGCGACUAGGAAAGAAAUCUUGCUCUGUUUUACGUGAAGUGUCCGAUCAAACGAGAUAAUGAUAAGUGCGUAAGUUUUAUUUUUGGAUCAUUCCCUUGCGCGUGUUUUGCUGGAAGUCAGCAAUAAUAUGUGACCAAUACACUCUGAUGUACAUAUACAAUACAUAUACAAUACGCAUCUU
Nylanderia fulva is the source of this 1884-nucleotide messenger RNA. RefSeq names its product tetraspanin-18. The record is from RefSeq and is a predicted model, not a curated record. Gene Ontology annotation, cellular component: plasma membrane. NCBI's taxonomy places the organism in Eukaryota, Metazoa, Arthropoda, Insecta, Hymenoptera, Formicidae.